AUGACCAAUUGCCAUUCCUCCGCCGACACCGUUGGCCUUGGUCUCAUCCUUGUCGACAAGAUCAAGGAGCUAGGGUAUGAGACUCUUGGGCAGAUCGUUAUGUUGUACAAAAACAAACUGAUGCUGAGACGACCCUUGCAUGAAUGUAAUCUGAGAUACAAGACGAUCGUAGACGUUGACGUCCACACAGCCAUUAUAGCUAUCAAAGGAAACCCUAAGUUCGCUGAGGGUGCAAUUGUUGACGCCGGCGUUGAAGCCUCCGUAUGUGAAGGAGGGUUUCCCAAAGGCCAAUCUCCGUUAACCAGUCUGACCCAGAACAUGAUCAAGAUCUGCGAUGUAACCAGAGCCAUCGUCCGAAUGUUGCUCUGA
Messenger RNA from Eruca vesicaria subsp. sativa (arugula), 369 nucleotides. The record is from the annotation of a GenBank genome assembly. NCBI's taxonomy places the organism in Eukaryota, Viridiplantae, Streptophyta, Magnoliopsida, Brassicales, Brassicaceae.